Lentinula edodes (shiitake mushroom) is the source of this 1239-nucleotide messenger RNA. RefSeq names its product CTLH/CRA C-terminal to lish motif domain-containing protein. Gene Ontology annotation, biological process: cytoskeleton organization; cell surface receptor signaling pathway. NCBI's taxonomy places the organism in Eukaryota, Fungi, Basidiomycota, Agaricomycetes, Agaricales, Omphalotaceae. Gene Ontology annotation, molecular function: protein binding. The transcript is spliced from 5 exons. The record is from RefSeq and is a predicted model, not a curated record. Bases 58 to 1017 code for a protein of 319 amino acids. Gene Ontology annotation, cellular component: cytoplasm.
GUCACACGGUAUUGAGCGCUUACAGUGCUCAGCUCUUCUUUCCGCUGAACAUCCACAAUGUCAUCACGACCAGACAUGCUUCAAGCCACGCCAAUCCAACUGCGUUCACUAAUUGUCGAUUACUUGGCACACAACGGAUACUCCAACACCGUUCGAGCCUUCGUGCGCGACAGCGCCAUUCGACACAUCGACGUCGAUGGAGACGAAGUUGUGCAACCUCAAAUGGCCUCUACACUCAGUCCAAACCUCUCGGAGUCACUGGAAUCAAGUUUGAAGCAGGCAGAACUACGAAAGCAAAUACGGACGGAAGUGCGGUGCGGUCGGAUAGAUGAAGCUAUCAUGCUCCUGAACAAGUACUUCCCUGAAGUUCUCUCCUUAUCGUCUUCACUGCGAUUCGAAGACACGCUGGUUUCGUCGAGCAAGAUGGACUAUCUCGCCCCCAACAGUGUCUAUUCUUCUCAUCUUGUGUUGAAUCUACGGAUACAAGCGUUUAUAGAGGCCUGCCGAACAACUCCCUUGGCGUGUCCUCCUGAUUACACUACUUCCGAGUCACCCUCCUCCCCACCCUCAUUCAAAGUUCCUCUAGAUACGAUUGAUCAACAGACGGCAUUAUUGAAUAACGCACAGAAACUAUACGCUGUUGUGAAGAUGCUGCCGUCCGAAGAAGACAUCUCGCGAUACAUGAAGGAACUAGAAUCUGUCACUGGCUUACUCGCAUACCAUGUACCGGAAGACAGCCCAGUAUCCGAGUACCUCGCUCAAGAGAGACGGGAGGCCGUCGCAGAUCAAAUUGACUAUGGCAUACUUUAUCAUGUAAAGCGCCCUGUUAUAUCAUACCUGGAACUGUACGCCAGAUACAUAUCCACGAUCUCGGAUAUACUCAACAAGCUUGGUGUAAAACCUCCUCCUGGCAUGAUUAAUCCCUCUACUGUUGCUAAAACUACAUCCAAUUCAAAGGGCGAGGUACAGGAGAUAUGGCCCUCCUUCAACCUUCAAGAGUUCGUUAGCACAAGUUAAAUUUCGAUUCGGCAUCACUUUCGCCUUGUAUAUCAGUGUAGUAACAAUUACCAAUUCAUAGCAUUUUAUCCAACACAGGUAAUUUAUUGUUUGUACUGUUCCAUUGUACACACAUACGUAUCUAUCAUUUGUUAUAACAAGUAUUAUCCGAGUACAACUUCUACGUCGUCCCAUCUUCCUUUGUUCAAUCUAGUGAGCAUUCCUUCCGGAAUAUAACAUUCU